Molecule: messenger RNA, 1273 nt
Organism: Tripterygium wilfordii
Lineage: Eukaryota; Viridiplantae; Streptophyta; Magnoliopsida; Celastrales; Celastraceae
Product: ataxin-3 homolog
Exons: 2
Coding region: 80-1060 (326 amino acids)
Biological process (GO): protein deubiquitination
Cellular component (GO): nucleus
Molecular function (GO): cysteine-type deubiquitinase activity
Source: RefSeq, a predicted model, not a curated record
AAUAUAUAUAUAUUUUUGUAGGGUUGAGUUUCGUUCUGUUCUGUUUGAUUGAUCUAAUUUGAGAAUUUCUUCGGCCAGAAUGGAAGGAGCGAGCAAUGGAGGGAUGUUGUACCACGAGGUACAGGAGUCGAAGCUGUGCGCUGUGCAUUGCGUCAACACGGUGUUGCAGGGCCCUUUCUUCUCGGAGUUCGAUUUGGCGGCGCUUGCCUACGAUCUUGAUCGGAAAGAGCGCCAGAUGAUGCUCGAAGGCGGAGGUGUCGUUUCCUCCGCCGGAGAUUUCAACUCCCAGGAGUCCCACAAUGUCUCCUUGGACGGCGAUUUCAGUAUACAGGUUUUACAGAAGGCUUUAGAGGUGUGGGAUUUGCAAGUUAUUCCUCUGGACUGUCCUGUUGCUGAGCCUGCCCAGAUUGACCCCGAGCUGGAAAAUGCAUUCAUCUGUCAUUUACACGAUCAUUGGUUUUGUAUCAGAAAAGUCAAUGGAGAGUGGUAUAAUUUUGACAGUUUGUAUGUUGCUCCUCAGAAUCUUUCGAGGUUUUACCUCUCAGCAUACCUUGAUUCUUUGAAAGGUGAUGGCUGGAGUAUUUUCCUGGUGAGAGGAAAUUUCCCAAAGGAGUUUCCAAUCUUAUCCUCUGAAGCUUCUAAUGGUUAUGGACAGUGGCUUUCUCCUGGAGAUGCGGAGAGAAUUACUAAAUCCUCCAACUCAAUACAGGCUUCCCAAGCAACAAAUCAGCUGGCUCGAGAAUCUUCCAAUCCAUAUUCUAUAGAGGAUGCAGAAAUGCUUUCAGAAAUGGAAGACGAGGACUUGAAAGCAGCAAUAGCUGCUAGUCUGAUGGAUUCUUCCUCAACAAUGGCCAGUACCGAAUCUAACACGACACAAAAUGAAGAUCAGAAUGCCAAAGAAAUGGAUUCUUCCUCAGUAAUAGCCAGUGAUGAAUCUAACACAAUGCAAAAUGAUCAGAAUGGCAAAGAAGUGGAUUCUUCCUCAACAAUAGCCAGUGAUGAAUCUAACACAACGCAAAAUGAUCAGAAUGCCAAAAAAGAUACUGCUCGAUCCCAAUAGUGUUUUUUUUUUCUCUUUUUUUCUUUGAAAUACUGGCCAAAGAACGAUGACUAUGUGAGAUUGAUGUUCAAAUACUUGAGGAGCAUGGCAAUAUGCGGUCCAUAUGUUUCUUAGACUCUGGUAAAGUCUAAAAUGUUGCUGUAAUUUACUUUGUGGGGGGAACAAUCCUCAAUUAUUCUUAUGGUGGUCAAGGACUUCCUCCUUUUUGUGUUC